Molecule: messenger RNA, 1634 nt
Organism: Drosophila novamexicana
Lineage: Eukaryota; Metazoa; Arthropoda; Insecta; Diptera; Drosophilidae
Gene: Vha16-1
Product: V-type proton ATPase 16 kDa proteolipid subunit
Exons: 4
Coding region: 237-713 (158 amino acids)
Biological process (GO): proton transmembrane transport
Cellular component (GO): proton-transporting V-type ATPase, V0 domain
Molecular function (GO): proton-transporting ATPase activity, rotational mechanism
Source: RefSeq, a predicted model, not a curated record
AUAGUAUCGAUAAGAAACCAAAUAGCAGCACUGCCGAAAAUCCGCCCCCGUGACUAAAGUUUAUAAAAGAAAACGAAAACGCACCGUAGGAGUUCAGUGCCGUAUCAAAAAGCAGAGCGUGCUUUAGUCGCCCAGCAGCAGCAGCCAGCAAUAAACCCGAAAGGCCAGCCACAGAAGCGAGUUGCUUUAAAUUAGAUUUCUAAUCACCCCAAACACACAACAAAAAACAAAGCAAAAUGUCAAGUGCGAGCAACGACAACCCCAUCUAUGGCCCCUUCUUCGGUGUUAUGGGCGCUGCGUCCGCCAUUAUCUUCUCAGCACUCGGCGCCGCUUAUGGCACUGCCAAGUCUGGUACCGGUAUUGCUGCCAUGUCAGUGAUGCGUCCUGAACUGAUCAUGAAAUCCAUCAUUCCUGUGGUCAUGGCGGGUAUCAUUGCCAUUUACGGUCUGGUCGUCGCUGUGCUGAUUGCCGGCCAACUGGACUUGCCGGCCAAUUACACCCUAUUCAAGGGCUUCAUUCACUUGGGCGCCGGCUUGUCUGUGGGCUUCUCGGGCCUGGCAGCCGGCUUUGCGAUCGGCAUUGUGGGCGAUGCCGGUGUGCGUGGCACAGCACAGCAGCCACGUCUGUUUGUCGGCAUGAUUCUGAUUCUCAUCUUCGCUGAGGUGUUGGGUCUCUACGGCUUGAUUGUGGCCAUUUACCUGUACACGAAAUAAAUCAAUCAAUUCAACACACACACACAACAAACAAGUAGACAAACAGCCCAGCAAUCAACAACAUCAACUACAACAACAAAAACAACAACAACAACUGCAAGUAAAAAGUGUAUCAAAUUGAAAACCAUCCAACAAUAACAACAAAUUCAAAACGCGUUUUGGUGGCAACUCUGGUGGCCGUUUGUAUAUAGCAACAAAAAAAAAAAAAUGACAAAAAAAAAACAAAACAAAAACAAUAACAAAUAACUGCAAUUGAUGAGUUGGGCGCCAGUGUUGCCAUAUUGUCGCGCAUUAGUGUGUACAACAAGAAGAAGAAGAACAACAACUAAUAAUGCAACAACAACAACAACAACCAUUUAUAAUUUCUUGUUAUUUCUUUGAACAUUUACUUUGCACAUUCGCCUAAAUUGCUGGCUGUUUAGUUUAGUUUUAUAUUUUCCGUUCAAAUCAAUUUUGCAGUUCAUAAGUUCAUAAAGUUGUAAUCAAAUAUCAAAUUUGUCUCUUACUUUUCUAUAUCUUUAUUUUAUUUUUUUGCGCUCCACAAAACGUGUGCUCUUUGUUAUUUGUUUUUUCCAUUAUUAUUAUUAAAUAAUGUUUAGUGUAUAUGUAAAAUUCGUUAACAAACUCUGUAAAGAAAAACAACAACAACAACAACAAUUGUAAAUUUGCAUACAACAAAUUUAGCGAAAAGGGCCAAACAACAACAAAUAAAUCAAAGCAUAAUCGAACCAACAAUUGCGCUGCACUUGCUGCGUAGGGCAACACUGGCGUCGCCGCCUGGCGUUGCCACCUCGUGCAAAAGGCAAAGUUGUUGGCGGGCUAAAAGACACAAAUAAUUACUUGGCAAUACUUCAACAACUGCAAACAACAACAACAAAAACCAACUACAUACAAUCAUAAACACACACACACACACCGACA